GUAAAGUUUUUUAUUUGCUUCAAUACUGAUGACUCUAAAAGUCACCUGAUGUUAUUUGGUUUGCAUCAUGUUAUUUUAAAAAAACGUCUAGAAGAGGCUAUAAAAUAGUAAUCUACAAUCGUUUUUUGGCAGAUGGAACAGAGCAGAAAUUUCACUUGUGAAGCUAACGAGACUGGAUUGGGUGUGAAAGUCCUAGCUGAGGAAAGCAUUAAGGUUUCAACUGGAGAAGAACCAAGGGGUGUUCAAAGUCCUGACAACAACAUCGAGAAAUACCAAUGUCAAAGCGAACAUCAAUUUUCUCCUGAUGCAGGGACUAAAACUGAAGGGUUUAAAGGAGAAUCGAGAACCCCCGGGUGCGAUGAGCCUCAUCCCGAUGAAGAGGCUGGAAUAACGCCUCAUUCUGAUAACGAGUCUCACUACGACAGAGGCUGGGCCUGGGUAGUCUGUGCUACAGCAGCUUUGAUGGAGUUCUUCGUUGGUGGAAUGAUAACAAGUUCCGGAGUGAUCUAUGCGGCUUUAAUUGAAGAAUUCGACAAAUCAAGGGUAGAUACAGCCUGGGUGAGCGCCUUAGCUGUUUCCACGUACUACGGCUUCUUCCCACUCGGCACCGUCCUUAGUGAGCGCUUUGGAUGCUGGGUAGUUGCCUUAGUUGGUUGCCUGGCCUGCUCUAUCGGUUUGCUUAGCUCCUCUUUUGCCACCAGUUUCCCAUUACUGUACUUCACCUACAGCUUGCUUUGGGGCCUGGGCGCCUCUUUGGUCUACUUCGCAAACCUCUUGAUACUCACCAAGUACUUCAAAGCGAGGCUUGCAUUCGCUAAUGGACUCAUAGCCCUUGGUGGUGCUAUCGGUGGAAGUGUAUUGAGUCCCAGGAUCCAACAGAUGUUUAUUCACAUUGGACUAGCAAAUAUGUUUCGCGUGCUUGCGGGCGCUUAUCUUCUCCUUUCUGCAUUUUCAGUUGUCUACCGCCCGAGGCGUAGUGUUUUGCCUCAACUCAGUAACGUCAUAACCGCGCAUGUCGAGAAGAGGCGUCUUUUUGACUGGGGAAUUUUAAAAAACAAAGCAUUCUUGAUGUGGAUCGUGGUUGUUUCCAUCUUCAUGCUUGGAUACAUGGUCCCCUUUGUACAUCUGGUGCGCCUUGCUGAGGACAUUGGAAUCGACAAGACGCGAGCCUCUCUUCUUUUAACAUUCGUGACAGUUGGAUCGGCACUUGGUCGUGUCAUCUUCGGGCGCAUAUCGGAUAUCCGUCGCUUCAAUCGCAUGUACAUCGUUCAGUUGGCGUUCUUGGUCAUAGGAUUGAGCAACUUUGUCGUAACGGUCACUAAAUCCUAUCUCAUCUUAGCUAUGAAUGCGUUUACAUUUGGAUUAUUUGCCGGAGCUUACCUGAUCCUCAAUCCUGUGAUAGUAUGUGACAUUCUUGGUCCGAACAAAGUGUCGUACGGCUUAGGAAUGUCUUUCUUCUUGCUUUCUAUACCUCGCACAGUAGGACCGCUGAUCGCCGGGAGAAUAUUUGACGGCCUGCAAAGCUAUGCAUUUGCUUUCUACAUCCUUGGAGGCACGACUUGUCUAUCAGCCUUCUUGGCUAGCUUUGUUUCAAUCUUGAUUCAAAGAAAAGUCGACGUUAAAAGUGAGGGUUGUAAAAACAAUGAAUCUUCGGCAGAACCUGACUUCUGUCAUAAAUAGAACGACUACCCAAUUUUCUG
Molecule: messenger RNA, 1700 nt
Organism: Stylophora pistillata
Lineage: Eukaryota; Metazoa; Cnidaria; Anthozoa; Scleractinia; Pocilloporidae
Product: monocarboxylate transporter 8
Biological process (GO): transmembrane transport
Molecular function (GO): transmembrane transporter activity
Source: RefSeq, a predicted model, not a curated record